GUGUGACCCCGGCGUUGCCAACCAUUUACGCUCACCAUGCUCCAGGACAGUUACGAAUAUGAUUACUUCUACGAGGAGGAUAAAAUGUAAGCUUUGACCCCGGUGUUCGCCGUGGAUUCCAUUUCUGUGCUUCACCUUAAACAUAAACUUGUUUCAACUGCUACCUCGGAUUCGGUUGCAAUGUUUCUCUUUUUGCAUUGUUGCGUUCUCUGUAUUAUGGUGUGGUGUUUAUCCAACUAAAUGUUCAUGUGUGGCCUUAGCUUUUGGCCUGCUGAAUUAUGCUUUCCGUGUUAAGCUGAAAUGGAGCGACGUACGGGUUUUCUUUGGAAUUUACAACAGUAUAAAUAGGAAAACUAAAAACCAUAUGGUCCUUACUUGUUUGCAUACUGGCCGCGGAUAAAGACUCUUCGCCAUCGUGGCGCCUUUUACGCAUGCUCCGUAUCUGUACAUUUGUACGUUCUGAUAUGUUUAGCUCCCUGCUGUAAUAUUGCUGUGUUCGAUUGUCGGAUAAGUUGGUUCCUACGCCGUCCGUAACGUAGCAUUAAGUUUGAACCUAAGAAAUAAAGAAAUAGCAAGUGCCUACAGCCGCUCUACACGAUGGCUGAGAGCCCAUCUAGCACGUGGUGUGAUGAAUCAACUGCACUUUUGCUGUUUGACGAAUCAGGAGACAAGACUGCAACCGAUACCGGAUCCUGUCGUUCUGCGAAGGUCGAAGGAAUCGAUGAUGCGCCCCCGAAUGGCUUGAUGGGGCCACUGAUUGAUAUGGACAACACCAGGGGUGGUUCCACCACAUCUCGUAGCAAGCUACUGCCCCGUAUCGGUCGCCGGAAGGACAGCAAAAGGAGCCAGAGCUCCCUAGAGGAACAAGCGCCACUCGCAGGCAUCGCAGGAGAAGAGCAGAAUGCGGAGCCUCCAGCUGAUAAGCAAACGAAGGAAAACUCCAAAACAAGUAAACGUUUGGAGGAUAUUGCGUUUGCCACGAAUGACGACCUUCCGGAUCCGGUAUUGUAUGCGGACGGUUGCGUGGAUGAUAAUAAGAUUAUAAUAAUCUGCCAGCGCCAGGAAAUGGAGCGCCUGGGCAUGACGGUUAGCUCGGGAACCGUCGUUAUCAAAAAGGAUACCAGCAACUUAAUCGGCAUAAGUAUCGGGGGAGGAGCUCCCCUCUGUCCGUGUCUGUACAUCGUUCAGGUUUUCGAUGGAACACCGGCAGCCCGUGAAGGUACCCUGCAGAGUGGCGAUGAGUUGCUCGGAGUCAACGGUAUCUCGGUAAAGGGCAAAACGAAGGUGGAAGUCGCAAAGAUGAUACAAUCCGCAACGGAUGAGGUGACGGUACACUACAACAAGCUGCACGCGGACCCAACGCAAGGCGAAACACUGGAUAUCGUGCUGAAGAAGAUGAAGCACCGGUUAGUGGAGAAAAUGUCCAGCAGUACCGCCGAUACGCUCGGGCUAUCCCGAGCCAUCCUGUGCAACGAUUCACUCGUCAAGCGCCUCCAGGAGUUGGAACGAACCGAGACGAUGUACAAAGGUUUGGUGGAUCACGCGAGAAGAAUGCUGAAGGCACACUUCGAUGUCCUGCAAACGUACCAGGCGUUCGGUAACGUGUUCGCCUCGAUCAGUGUCCGCGAACCGCAGCCUCGGGCAUCGGAAGCGUUCCGUAUUUUUGGCGAGCUACAUCGCAGCAUGGAGAAGGACGGAAUCAAGAUGAUCAAAUCACUGAAACCGAUUCUGGCCGACAUGGGCACCUAUCUGCAUAAGGCCAUACCCGAUACCAAGCUGACCGUGAAACGAUAUGCCGAUGCCAAGUUUAGCUAUCUUUCCUACUGUCUGAAGAUCAAAGAGAUGGAUGACGAAGAACAUGGCUACGCGGCCAUACAGGAGCCACUGUAUCGCGUGGAGACCGGAAACUAUGAGUACCGACUGAUUCUGCGAUGCCGUCAGGAGGCACGCAUUAAAUUUGCCAAGCUGCGGAGCGAUGUGCUGGAGAAGAUCGAACUGCUCGAGUGUAAGCACGCUCGUGACUUGGCCAGCCAGUUGCGCAAAUUCAUCGAGGGAUUGGCCACGCUCGCCACGGAGACGGUCGAGCGACUAGAAGCGAUACCGAACCUGUUCCCGAUCGAGGUGGAUUUGAAAGCCAGCGCGUUUCAGUACAAAUCGGCCAUCAAGUUUCAAGCGGAAGAGUAUGUGGACGAUGUGGAAACGGUACAAGCGGAGGAAGCGCUUGAGGAUCGAGAAAGCAAGGUACACUCGGAGAGCCAAUCAACGGCAACAGACCGAAUGUCGCGACCGAAUGGUUCCGACCUUGAGGGGCAGCUAUUGGGUGGAUUCGAUGAGGUUGAUCUCGGUAAAGGAUCCUCUAACGGUGCAACGGCACAGAAUGAUCUGCUGGACGAGCUUGGACUCGCCGGAAUCGAUCUCACGAUCGGAAGCAAACCAAUCGGCGGCAAUCUGAUGGAUGAUCUUCUGGGUCCGGAAAUGGAUCUUUUCAAGUGAGCCU
This is a messenger RNA of Anopheles darlingi, 2497 nucleotides long. RefSeq names its product PRKCA-binding protein (gene PICK1). Gene Ontology annotation, molecular function: protein domain specific binding; phospholipid binding; protein kinase C binding. NCBI's taxonomy places the organism in Eukaryota, Metazoa, Arthropoda, Insecta, Diptera, Culicidae. Gene Ontology annotation, biological process: dendritic spine maintenance; receptor clustering; regulation of Arp2/3 complex-mediated actin nucleation. The coding region runs from base 598 to 2493 and encodes 631 amino acids. The record is from RefSeq and is a predicted model, not a curated record. Gene Ontology annotation, cellular component: neuron projection; postsynaptic density; synaptic vesicle. The transcript is spliced from 5 exons.